ACAAACCUGCCAUUUUGAAACGUAAAACCCAGAGUUUCUCUCAUUUCAGGGUUAAAAUACUCUGAGUUUUCACUUAACCUCCUUUCUGAAACAGGCCCCUGGUGGAAUGCAUUGUCAUACAUGAAUGUGGCCGAAAGUGGGCAAGCUGAAAACAUUUCACACCUCAUUCAGACUUUGCACUGUCGCAUCAUAAUAGCAGGUGUGAACAGGGCCUGAGCUCCUUCUUCAGUUCAGCUAUAAAUACUGGAGUAUUCCCAUCAGUCUACAAGUGAACACGAGCAUCAGAAGUGAAAUCUGAAGGACGGUGAGAAGAUGAGUGAUCCAGAACCCUGCAGAACUGAAGAGGAAGAGGCUGAAACAGACUUUAUUGAAGAGAACGAGGAGCGUGACGGUGAUGAACUUAUAAAAGCCCAGAAAAUCUCUCAUCUACUGACUAAAGGUGUUUUCUUAAUGCAACGAGGAGACAAGAAAUGUUUCACCUGCACUCAGUGUGGGAAGAGUUUGGCAUCCAAACAAAGUCUCCAGUUUCACAUGAGGAUUCACACUGGAGAGAAACCGUACACAUGCACGCAGUGCGGGAAGAGUUUCAGACAAUCAGCACACUUUAAACAACACAAGCUGAUCCACACUGGAGAAAAAACACACACAUGUGAUCGAUGCGGCAAAACAUUUCUGACUGCUACAGAGCUGAAGAUCCAUCUGAGAGUUCACACUAGAGAGAAACCGUAUUCAUGCUCUGAGUGUGGGAAGAGUUUUACACAGCAGUCAAAUUUAAUGCAGCAUCAGAAGAUCCACACUGGAGUGAGAGAGCACAUGUGCUUUGAGUGUCAGAAGACUUUUGUUAGAGCUGAAUAUUUGAAACGGCACCAGAUGAUUCACACUGGAGAGAAACCGUACAGGUGUUCACACUGCGACAAGAGCUUCAGACAGUCGGGAACCCUGAACGCACAUGAGAGGACUCACACUGGAGAGAAACCGUACGAGUGUUCACACUGCGACAAGAGAUUCAGUCAGUCAGGAAACCUGAAAGCACAUGAGAAGACUCACACUGGACUUUCACAUGUUUGUCUCAUCUUAAGAGACACAUGAAGAUCCACACUAGAGAAAAGCAGCACACGUGACAUCAGUGCAGCUAAACAGUUUCUCGUGUGUAACGAGUGUUUGACCAUCAGCAAACACUGCUGUGAGAGAUUAAGUGUAAAGUAAAUCUGUCUGUCUUGAGUAUUUGCUUCUUUAAUAGCUUUGUUUUAUUUGAUGUUCGUCUCCAUGAUCACAGAAAUGGUCAGGAUACAAACAUACAUGUUGCUGAUUUCAGCAGAGAAACAUUAAAUUCAGGAUAUUAGAACACUA
Danio rerio (zebrafish) is the source of this 1350-nucleotide messenger RNA. Lineage: Eukaryota; Metazoa; Chordata; Actinopteri; Cypriniformes; Danionidae. The record is from RefSeq and is a predicted model, not a curated record.